AUGGCGACUCUGGUUUCCAGAAUUCUGUUUCUAUGUGCUUUUCUCCCUUCAGUGGCACAAUGCGCCACUAAAACGUACGACUUUGAUGUAUCGUGGGUAUCUGCGAACCCGGACGGGCUGCAAGAGCGUUCCGUCAUUGGUAUCAAUGGACAAUGGCCGAUUCCUACUAUCAAUGUCACCAAGGGCGACCAGGUCAUCGUUAACGUGAAGAACUCACUGGGGAAUGAGUCCACAAGCCUGCAUUUCCAUGGCUUGUAUCAAAAUGGAACAACGCAUAUGGAUGGCCCUGCUCAAGUCUCUCAGUGUGCCAUCAUGCCUGGUAGCACUUUCACGUACAAUGUCACCGUCGACCAACCGGGUACGUACUGGUACCAUUCUCAUGUUCGGGGACAGUAUCCGGAUGGUCUCCGUGGAGCCUUCAUAGUGAACGACCCGGAGGACCCGCAUAAGGAUCUCUACGAUGAGGAAAUCGUGCUCACCUUCUCCGACUGGUACCAUGAGCACAUGCCUGAUCUUCUGGCAAGCUUCAUCAACAUCGCCAAUCCUUCAGGUGCCGAGCCGGUACCGGACUCUGCGCUUGUCAAUGAGACGCAGAACCUUGCCGUCAAGAUCGAGCCUGGGAAGAGGUACAAGUUCCGCAUCAUCAACAUGGGAGCUUUCGCAGCACAGUACAUCUGGUUCGAGGGUCACACGAUGCAAGUUGUCGAAGUAGACGGCGUCUAUACUGAACCCGCUGAUGCUGAGAUGAUCUACGUAACUGUUGCACAGCGCUGGAGCGUCAUUGUCACCGCGAAGAAUGACACUAACGCCAACUUCGCGUUUGUAGGGAGCAUGGACGAGGAUCUUUUUGAUACUGUUCCUGAUGGUCUGAACCCCAACGUGACUGGUUGGCUAGUGUACGAUGACUCCAAGGAGAAACCGGCUCCUAAGGAGAUCGAUAGCUUCGAGCCCUUCGACGAUUUUGACCUCGUGCCUCAAGACAAAGAGGAGCUCUACGAUCACGUUGAUUAUCAGAUCCAACUCGAUGUGAAGAUGGAUAAUCUUGAUGACGGAGCCAACUACGCUUUCUUCAACGACCAAACCUACGUCGCCCCCAAAGUCCCAACCCUCUACACCGUCCUCUCAACGGGUCCGAACGCCACCAACCCUGAAAUCUACGGCUCCCACACCAACCAGUUCGUUCUCGACCAGAACCAAGUUGUCGAGAUCGUCCUCAACAACGACGACCCAGGAAAGCACCCCUUCCACUUGCACGGCCACGCCUUCCAAGUCGUUCACCGCAGCGGCGACGACGCAGGCUUCUACGACGCAUCCAACCACUCCUCCUUCCCCGCUACGCCUAUGCGCCGCGACACGAUCCUCGUCCACCCCAACGGCAACAUCGUCCUGCGCUUCCGGUCAGACAAUCCGGGUGUGUGGCUCUUCCACUGCCACAUUGAGUGGCAUGUAGCAUCUGGCCUCAUCGCGACUAUCAUCGAGGCGCCGCUCGAAGUGCAGAAACAACUCUCUGGCAAGAUACCGCAGGAUCACCUGCAGGCGUGUAAAGCGGGCAAUGUCCUGAUGGAAGGCAACGCUGCUGGCAACACGGUAGAUGUGCUAGACCUGAAGGGCGAGACAAGCUUCCCUGGGCCGAUACCCGCUGGAUUUACGGCGCGAGGCAUUGUGGCGUUGGUAUUCAGUUGCGUCGCAGCAUUUCUAGGCAUGGGCGUGAUCGGCUGGUACGGCAUGGCGCCCAUCAAGGCGAAGACUGUGUGA
Molecule: messenger RNA, 1755 nt
Organism: Paraphaeosphaeria sporulosa
Lineage: Eukaryota; Fungi; Ascomycota; Dothideomycetes; Pleosporales; Didymosphaeriaceae
Product: iron transport multicopper oxidase FET3 precursor
Exons: 4
Coding region: 1-1755 (584 amino acids)
Biological process (GO): reductive iron assimilation; cellular response to iron ion starvation
Cellular component (GO): high-affinity iron permease complex
Molecular function (GO): ferroxidase activity; copper ion binding
Source: RefSeq, a predicted model, not a curated record